UCUUUACACAGAGAACAAGUUUCCUACUCUAGGCUAAGCAAUGUCUGGCUAUGGUUACAAUUACAGAGGGAACUCCGGGUACAACGGUUUAGGGCCUCAGACUGAUACAUGGAGCAAGCCAAACAGCUAUGCCUCAGAUCAUGUCUGUAAGCCAGUCAUUGUUGAUGCUGAGGGGAGGAAACAUCCAGUCGUUUACAAUCCCGACUAUAACACAAGUUACUGUAUUACAAAAACUGAAACAGUUGUGCAGCAGGUUCAUUCACCUUUCAGCAGUGACCACAAACAUAGCUCUCCAACGAAAUUUGAGUAUGAACCAGUGAAAGAGUACGGUUAUGGUGAGAAUCAAUGGCAUAAGCCUACAACUGACUACGGAUAUGGUGAGAAUAAGUGGCAUAAGCCUUCAACUGGUUAUGGAUAUGGUGAUGAUAAAUGGCAUAAGCCUUCAAGUCCGGUUCAUGAUCGCCCGCACACCAAGUUGCAAACUGAAGCUAGCGGACCAAGGUUUAGCCCCUUGAGUGCUUCACAUUGGCGCCAGAUCAUCCAACAGAACUAUGAUGACUAUCACAGGAAAAAUGGUAUUGGGACAGAACCAACUAUGAUCACCAGUGGUGGAUGGUCAAGGCCAAGCCGUACAGGAUGGGCUUCUCCACCAGAUACUUUACUCUCCAAACCGAAAAAUGACAUCGGUGCAGCUGAGCCAUGGAGUAUUUGA
This is a messenger RNA of Pistacia vera, 712 nucleotides long. RefSeq lists its product as uncharacterized. The transcript has 3 exons. NCBI's taxonomy places the organism in Eukaryota, Viridiplantae, Streptophyta, Magnoliopsida, Sapindales, Anacardiaceae. The record is from RefSeq and is a predicted model, not a curated record. The coding region runs from base 41 to 712 and encodes 223 amino acids.